Oryza sativa Japonica Group (Japanese rice) is the source of this 2015-nucleotide messenger RNA. Its product is annotated as aspartyl protease family protein 1. Lineage: Eukaryota; Viridiplantae; Streptophyta; Magnoliopsida; Poales; Poaceae. The record is from RefSeq and is a predicted model, not a curated record. Gene Ontology annotation, molecular function: aspartic-type endopeptidase activity. Gene Ontology annotation, biological process: proteolysis.
UACUAAACCAAAGCCGAAAGAAAAAAAAUACUCAAAAUUAAAAAGCAAAACCAUUUCAUCGACACAGCGCCCACAAAACCGCAAAAUCCUCCGCCGCCUCCUCCGGCCGGUAGCGCACGCCGCCGACCACCCGCCGCCGCGGACGCGACGCCUCCUCUCCCCGAUUCGGCCCCGGAUCACAUGCGGCCACUACCCCGAUGUCAUCCUUCCAGCUUCUCCUCCACUCCUUGCUCUUGCUUCUCGUCGUUGGCGGCGUCGCGGGCGGCGGCGGCGGAGGUGGUCGCCUGAGGGCGCCUUCGCUGGAAUUCCACCACCGGUUCUCUUCUCCGGUGCAGCGGUGGGCGGAGGCGCGCGGGCACGUGCUCCCCGGAGGCUGGCCGGAGCACGGCAGCGCCGAUUACGUUGCGGCCCUGAACGGGCACGACCGCCGCCGCGCGCUCUCAGCAGCCGGCGGCGACGGUGGAGGAGGAGGAGACAAGCCCCCGCCGCUCACGUUUUCUGAGGGAAACGCCACCCUCAAGGUCAGCAACCUCGGAUUCUUGCACUAUGCGCUUGUGACGGUCGGCACGCCGGGCCAGACGUUCAUGGUGGCGCUGGACACCGGGAGUGACCUCUUCUGGCUGCCGUGCCAGUGUGAUGGGUGUACGCCGCCGGCUUCGGCCGCUUCUGGAUCGGCUUCCUUUUACAUCCCUAGUAUGUCGUCAACAAGCCAAGCAGUUCCUUGCAACAGCCAAUUUUGUGAGCUGAGAAAGGAAUGCUCUACAACAUCACAGUGUCCAUACAAGAUGGUUUAUGUUUCUGCAGACACAUCUUCUUCUGGUUUUCUAGUAGAGGAUGUGCUCUACUUGUCAACAGAGGAUGCCAUUCCUCAAAUUCUCAAGGCGCAAAUACUAUUUGGAUGUGGACAGGUUCAGACAGGAUCAUUUCUGGAUGCUGCUGCUCCAAACGGUCUAUUUGGACUUGGGAUAGAUAUGAUAUCAAUUCCUAGCAUUCUAGCACAAAAAGGUCUGACAUCUAAUUCCUUCGCAAUGUGCUUUAGCCGUGAUGGUAUUGGGAGAAUUAGCUUUGGAGAUCAAGGCAGCUCAGAUCAAGAGGAGACACCACUAGAUGUUAACCCACAACAUCCUACAUAUACGAUCAGCAUCAGUGAGAUUACAGUUGGAAAUAGCCUCACGGACUUGGAAUUUAGUACUAUUUUCGACACAGGAACGUCGUUCACAUACUUGGCAGACCCAGCUUAUACAUAUAUAACACAGAGUUUCCACGCACAAGUUCAUGCAAAUCGCCAUGCCGCUGACUCAAGAAUUCCUUUUGAAUAUUGCUAUGAUCUGAGCUCCAGUGAAGAUAGGAUUCAAACUCCUAGUAUAAGUUUGAGAACAGUGGGUGGAAGUGUAUUUCCCGUUAUUGAUGAAGGGCAGGUUAUCUCCAUUCAGCAACAUGAGUAUGUUUAUUGCUUGGCGAUUGUCAAGAGUGCAAAACUCAAUAUAAUUGGGCAAAAUUUCAUGACUGGUCUUCGUGUUGUGUUCGAUCGAGAAAGGAAAAUUCUUGGUUGGAAGAAAUUCAAUUGUUAUGACACUGAUAGUUCAAAUCCUCUUUCUAUCAAUUCACGGAAUUCUUCAGGUUUCUCCCCUUCAGCACCUGAGAAUUACUCCCCCGAGGAAACAAAGGGUGGGAACCCAGCAAGCGUUACACAGUUGAGACCCCUUAGUAAUUCCAACCCAGUAAUGUGGUAUGAUAGUUUAGUCUUCAGGUUUCUUUUGGUCAAUUUGGCCGCUCUGAUCCUCUUCUAAUUUGUUUCGGGAUGACCUGAAUGUAAAUUAGUUAUCACGAUUACUGUAGAUGCACUAGAAGCUGACUAGAGAAUACAACAUAGAGAACAGUACUGUAUACACGUCCUGUAAAUACCGUCCUUUGUGUCGACAAUAUUGUGUCAAAAGCAAUUAAUUUGUGAUGCCGAUUUUUGAUGGCUCACACUGUACGAGUUCCGUUUUCGGUCUUCGUUUUUUCCUUGUCAA